AUGCUCUGGGAUCUUAACGAGUCCAAGCACCUGUACUCCCUCAACGCCAACGACGAGAUCCACGCCCUCGUCUUCUCCCCCAACCGAUACUGGCUCUGCGCCGCCACCGCCAGCAGCAUCAUCAUCUUCGACCUCGAGAAGAAGUCCAAGGUCGACGAGCUCAAGCCCGAGUUCACUGCCGUCGGCAAGAAGAGCCGAGAGCCCGAGUGUGUCUCCCUGGCCUGGUCUGCCGAUGGCCAGACCCUCUUUGCCGGUUACACUGACAACAUUAUCCGUGCUUGGGGUGUCAUGUCGAGGGCAUAA
Molecule: messenger RNA, 303 nt
Organism: Pochonia chlamydosporia 170
Lineage: Eukaryota; Fungi; Ascomycota; Sordariomycetes; Hypocreales; Clavicipitaceae
Product: g-protein beta subunit
Exons: 1
Coding region: 1-303 (100 amino acids)
Biological process (GO): rescue of stalled cytosolic ribosome; positive regulation of protein phosphorylation
Cellular component (GO): cytosol; nucleus
Molecular function (GO): protein kinase C binding; translation regulator activity; ribosome binding
Source: RefSeq, a predicted model, not a curated record